This is a messenger RNA of Telopea speciosissima, 1352 nucleotides long. Its product is annotated as low-temperature-induced 65 kDa protein-like. Lineage: Eukaryota; Viridiplantae; Streptophyta; Magnoliopsida; Proteales; Proteaceae. The transcript is spliced from 4 exons. The record is from RefSeq and is a predicted model, not a curated record. Bases 1 to 1188 code for a protein of 395 amino acids. Gene Ontology annotation, biological process: response to abscisic acid.
AUGGCUCAGAUGGAGCGGAUGCAAAGAAACAGGGGAAGUGGCGGAGGAACUCCACGUAAUACACUUACGAUAGAACAACUUCUCAGCUACGAUGAUGCACACUCUCCUGUGUUCCACGAAGAAGAUCAGAGUCCGCAAUCGAGGAAAUCAGUAUUGGCAAAAAUGAAAGAGAAGACUAAGAGAUGGAGAGACACACUGGCCAAGAAAAAGCAGAGUUCUGAAGAUAAUGCCACUCCUGCAUGGGGUUUUAGCUUGGAGGAGGAAGAUGAUGACCAAGAAGGAGAGCCCGAAUAUCUGGGAGCCCCUAUGUAUGAAUCAGAAAUGGCACCUGAGGAGUGUAGGGAAGCAGCGAGGCAACACCCAAGAGCAAAUCCAGUGAUCUCUGAAAAGCAUAUGUUGGCUACUAAUUUCACCACUCAAAAUAAUAGUAGUAUGGAAGUUCUUGACAAAGACCCUCCUCCUCACACAAAACAUUUUAAUGACCCAGUUGCCCAAAACAAGACCCUCACCCAAACCGUGACCGAUAAGCUUGCCCCAGCCCGUGCAGCUGUCACAGCCAAUCUCGCACCUGCUUAUGCCACUGUUUCUGAAGCCACCCACCAAAUGGCUUCCAAGAUUAAUCAUACCCAAGCAGAUAACCCCAUCAUCUCUCCAACCACUGUUUCUGAAGCCACCCACCAAAUGGCUUUCAAGAUUAAUCAUACCCAAGCAGAUAACCCCAUCAUCUCUCCAAGUACUGCUGACAACACACAUACUGGUAGUGUUGCCGGCACCGGCAUCGUCAUCGGAACCGGUGCUGGGGCUGGUUCCCAUCAGCAGCAAUGGGACAAAGGGGUGUCGGUGAAAGAGUAUCUGACACACAAACUGGAACCAGGUGAAGAAGAAAGAGCCCUUUCUCAGGUGAUCACCGAAGCCAUCAGUCCAAGGAAACUCACCAGUGGUUUUAACCAUGAAGAUGGGAUGGUGGAGAAGGUUAGGGAGGCCGUUUCUUCAUUGCUCUGGACCUCCAACGAUUCCUCACCAUCAUCAGGCUCAGCAACAAAAACAACAACAACAACAGCAACAACAAUAAAAACAAAUCCAGCAACAAACAAGGCGUCCACAAACGUUCCAAUCUCUACCAAUGCUUAUUCAGCUGUUGAGGAAAUUGAGGAGCAGAAUAAGGGAAGGAUUCUUCAGGCCAACUAAAGACUCUAAUUAACACCUUACUCUACCAAUCCUUGCAUGCAAUAUUUGCUGAAUUAAGUUCCAACUUCAUUAUGAAAUCAAUUCGUUAACAUAUAUUUCCAUAACUUGAAUGUGUUUCUUUUAUUUUUCUUGUUUUGUAACUGUAUUUCCCUCAUGACAAUAAA